AUUUAGACUUUGCAGACCAUUUUGAGAACCAUUUCUAAUUUAGUCUCAAUUGUUGAAGUUUGAGCUCUCAAAAAAGGCAGAAUCAUACCGUGAUCAGAACGUGAUCAAAUUACUACCACACGUAUAGUUCGAAUUCAGAAGUCAGGAAAAUAGCAAGAAGCGAUCUAGUUCAAGUUCAACCCAACCGAUCAACGAGACACGCUCCAAACUGGACAAGCGAAGCUCAAACAAUAAAGUAGUGGUGACGAGCUUCACCCUAGGUGACUCGGAAGCCAGCGACCGCGCUUCCAACAGCACCCUCAAUAACCUUGAAGGCGAUCUCGGACGACCGACAAACCUCGGGGUGACUCCUGGACCCGAAAACUCCUCGGAUGCAGAGCAGUCUAAAAAAGCAACCAGUCCGACUUCUAAAGUCAGCCCCAAAACCCCGAGCAGUGACUCGGCAUCGCCGAACAGCACGACAAGUGCCAACGACAGUCCGAUUGUAGAUGUCGAACAUGGAGUGGAGAAAGAUAAGAAAAAUGGGCGCAAAAGCGCCGUCCGAGAGACACCGAAGAUUAUAGUGAGCAGGACAGAAACGGACGCAAAGAAUGAUCUGGCUAAGAAACAAGUGGAUCCCAAUUCAGUCAACAUUGAGAUGGUGGGAAAAGGAGACAAUGAAAAAAAGCCUGUUGGGAACGGCCUUAUCUUCGAGAACAACGGCUAUGUUUCAAAUGACGACACUUUAAACAGUCGCCCAAAACACAUGGGAAGGUUCAAAGCCCAAAAAGUGCUCCUAUCGCCGCCCCAUGAUCACCGCGGGCGACGUGGGUCGCACUCGUCGUAUAACGACUCGAAUGCGCCCGACAAUGAUAGUUCGGACGAAAACGGAACUACGAUCAACAGUGUGAGUGAUUUGAGGGCGCAGAAUUUGAACUUCAUCAACUCGGAAGAAGUAAUGCUGCUGCACUCGGAACUGAAGAAGGUUCAAGUGAAAGAUUUCACGAAGGAAGUGCGAGCUACAAUGGAUAUCGAGGACUUCUUCAAGGACGGAGACGUGUUCAUUGACGUGCAUGCAAAUACACUUGAGGAAGUGCUGGAGCACAUUCUGGACAAAAUCAGACACAAGGAGAAAGAUAUCGGAAUGUUCGAUGCCAAAAACAGCAUCCUCACAUUCCCACUCGAUGUCUUCACCAACUCGCUACAGGGUACGUGUGUGUACGACGGGUGGGUAGAUCUGGACCAAUCGUGGAUUUGUGGCCUUUGCACCAUGACAUCCAUUUCCACUCGGCGUAUCUGCAUUGCGAAGUUGAAACAUGCCAUGAAUAUGGGACCAACUACACAAGAGGUUAGGUUCGUGAUUCUGAUCCUGACCCCGGCCAACUCUAAGAAGACAAAAAGUGAGCUGGAAGUGGGCAGGACCAUCUCCACCCUCUUCUGUGACGUCAACUUCCGCUCGGAGAUGAUGAAUGCGAAGAGCGACGGCGAUGUGUUUAAAGCGAUAAAGCAAAGAGUGGAAGUCCUCAAAGACACCAGAACACGUGCAAGACUGCCGAAGGUAUCUUCCGGAGCUGAAGUUACUUUCGACGAGGAGAAAUUGCACAUCCACAAAACUCCAGAGGACGAGAACUCAACUGCAUUGCAAUCGUAUGGACGAAGAAUAGCUAAAAUGGACUGGCUGUUCCUAGGAGUCAGACAGGAUAUUUUGAGAAGGGGUCGCUAUUAUCUGAGAGAUUACGUUGAUGGUGUGACGGGAGUGAGGGCGCUUUCGAAAUUGAUCUCUACGACUCUCUUUCUGUACUUUGCGAUACUGUUGCCGCUCUUGGCACUUGGUGUGACGAAUAAGAGCAACACAGACGGAGCGAUGACUAUCAAGAAGAUGAUUGUGGCCCAGGGCAUCGGAGGGGCCAUCUUCUCCUUCUUCGGUGGUCAACACCUGGUGAUUUUGAUCACAACAGCACCAGUGGUCAUAUUCACACUCAUCAUCAAAGAGAUAUCGGAAGACUUGGGCGAUGAUUUUUUCACGCUCUAUUGUGUGUCGGGUCUCUUCAACAGUUUCUUCCUGGCGAUCUACUCGUGUACGAACUGCUGCUACUUGAUGAAGUUUUGCUACAGGUCAGUGGAUGAAGUGUUCGGCGUCUUCAUCUCCAUCGCGUUCGUAAUCGACGCCAUUAAAAGUUGCAAGCACAUCCACGACGACUACUACAGAUCAUGUCCAAUCAUAAACGCUACAAGUGCCACUCUUGCAAAUGCCACCACUGAAAGUGCCAUCGUUGAGUCGGCUGCCGACGGAUGUGGCAAAGAAAUAUUUCUUCUGGCGUUGCUGCUGAUGUUGGGAACCCUGUGGCUGGGAGUCACUCUCUUCAACUUCACCAAGAGUCCUUAUCUGGACUCGACCAAACGAGUACUUCUUGCAGACUACGCGCUACCAGGUGCUGUUCUCAUUUUCUCAUUCAUCGGCAGCUAUUGCGCAAAAGAUAUCAACUCGCCUACUAUUGAAAGUGACGAUGAAAGUGAGAAGUACUUCGAGAUCCCAGACAUCGCUGGACUGAGCAUCGGUGGAUGGCUGGUGGCAGUCGCCAUGGGAUUCUGUCUUUCUAUUCUUUUCUUCAUUGAUCAAAACAUAUCCGCAUCUUUCGUGAACAACCCCAAAAACAACCUCAAAAAGGGACCAGCGUAUCAUUUGGACCUUCUGGUUCUGGCUGUCAUCAAUGCAGUGCUGUCGAUUUUUGCACUUCCCUGGAUCCACGGUGCCUUGCCUCACUCCCCGCUGCACGUGCGUGCGCUCGCGGAGUUCGAAGAGCGUAUGCAACAGGGUGUUAUGACAGACGUUGUCGUGAAAGUUCACGAGACGAGACUGACUUCAAUUCUGGCCAAUGCAUUAAUCGGAGUCUCGAUUUACAUGUUUCCAACUCCUAUCGAAUACAUCCCUGUACCGGUCUUGGAUGGCGUGUUGUUGUACGUUGCGGCGGUGUCUCUUCUUGGAAAUGAGUUUUUUGAGCGUCUGCUGUUGUGGGUGACGGAGCAAAGCGCCUACCCCCCAAACCAUUAUGUCAGACACGUGACACAAAAGAAGAUUCACCUGUUCACCUUUCUACAGGUCCUGCAACUGUUAAUCCUAUGUGGUCUCGGGUUUGCCCCCCUUUCCUACCUGAAAAUGGUGUUUCCAGUUGCCCUUGGAGCUUACAUGCCGAUCCGCCAUUUCCUGUUCCCGAAAAUGUUCGAACAGCAAUACCUGGACGCCUUGGAUGGUCAUUAGAGUCCGAUUGAAAACUGUGAAUUCUUUUAUACGAGCUUCAAUUGAAAACUAAACAGAGAUUUAGAUUUACUUACACGGACAUUCACUUGUAUAUUGUUAAAUAAUUAUGAAUUAAGUUGAUCGUAUGUGAGGUAAUUUGAGCUUUAUAUUUUGUUGGACGAGUUUUAUUUUCAUGACCAAAAACAAAUGGAAGUAAUUUGUAAAAUUUCAGUUUUGUGUUGAAUUAAAGAU
This is a messenger RNA of Symsagittifera roscoffensis, 3469 nucleotides long. Its product is annotated as solute carrier family 4 member 11-like. Gene Ontology annotation, molecular function: solute:inorganic anion antiporter activity. Gene Ontology annotation, cellular component: plasma membrane; basolateral plasma membrane. The record is from RefSeq and is a predicted model, not a curated record. Gene Ontology annotation, biological process: monoatomic anion transport; transmembrane transport; monoatomic ion homeostasis. NCBI's taxonomy places the organism in Eukaryota, Metazoa, Xenacoelomorpha, Acoela, Convolutidae.